Molecule: messenger RNA, 7654 nt
Organism: Oppia nitens
Lineage: Eukaryota; Metazoa; Arthropoda; Arachnida; Sarcoptiformes; Oppiidae
Gene: alpha-Spec
Product: spectrin alpha chain-like
Exons: 8
Coding region: 250-7506 (2418 amino acids)
Biological process (GO): actin cytoskeleton organization
Cellular component (GO): cortical actin cytoskeleton; cell projection; plasma membrane
Molecular function (GO): calcium ion binding; actin filament binding
Source: RefSeq, a predicted model, not a curated record
CGUUAUUUAUGACCCAUUUAUAUACUACAUACUAUACAUACAGUUUACAUGAAGUCAUCCGUUAAGAGUGUUGGCAAUUGAUCGCCAACUUUAGUGACCAGAUAUUUAUCGGGUGUUUGACCAUCGGAGAGAUGGAUCACUAAUUUUUGAAGAUAUUAUUGAAGAUAAUUAUUUUUCGGUGGCAACUAUUACGGCAACUAUUUUCACGAUAAUUGUGACCACAAUUUAAUAGACAGACAGACAGACACUAUGGAUAUACAGCCGCCAAAAGACAUUAAGAUAUUGGAAUCAGUGGAUGAUAUACAAGUACGGCGGGAGACAGUACUCGGCCGUUACGCACAGUUCAAAUCCGAGGCCCGGGAUAAGCGAUCGAAACUAGAGGACAGUCGGCGAUUUCAGUAUUUCAAACGAGACGCGGAUGAACUGGAAUCGUGGAUCAACGAAAAGCUGCAGACGGCCAGCGAUGAGAGCUAUAGGGAUCCGACCAAUUUGCAGGCAAAGAUCCAGAAGCAUCAGGCAUUCGAGGCCGAAGUGGCCGCCCAUAGCAACGCUAUCGUACAGUUAGAUAAAUCUGGUCACGAAAUGAUAGUUCAGAAUCAUUUUGCAGCCGAAGUUAUUAAGCUAAGACUCGAAGAAUUGCAUCGACUAUGGGAUCUAUUACUAUCGAAAUUGGCCGACAAAGGCCUAAAACUACAACAAGCACUGGUAUUGGUCCAGUUUUUGCGUCUGUACGACGAAGUCAAAUUCUGGAUUACCGAUAAGGAAACGUUUAUAACCACCGAUGAGAUCGGUCAAGAUCUGGAACACGUCGAGCUAUUGCAGCGAAAGUUUGAUGAAUUCCAGAAGGAUAUGGCAUCGCAGGAGUUCCGGAUUGUCGAAGUUAACGAACGAGCGGAUCAGCUGAUCCGCGAUGAACAUCCCGAACAGGAACUGGUCGGCAAACGCAAGGAUGAUCUGAACGAGUCGUGGCAACGGCUGAAACAGUUGACACUGUUGCGGCAGGAGAAGCUGUUCGGCGCCCAUGAGAUCCAGCGGUUCAAUCGCGAUGCCGAUGAAACAAUUGCUUGGAUUACCGAAAAAGAUGGCGUCCUGUCGUCCGAUGAUUACGGCCGCGAUCUGGUGUCUGUACAGACAUUACAACGGAAACACGAAGGCAUUGAACGCGAUUUGGCCGCACUAUCCGACAAAGUGGAUACACUCGGCCAGGAAGCCUAUCGGUUGUGCGGUAUUCACGAAGAUCUGGCCGACCAGACCCGAGCUAAACAUUCGGAAAUUGUUUCCAAUUGGGAACAAUUGAAAGCCAAGGCACUGGAACGGCGCCGACGACUGGACGAGUCCUACUUAUUGCACCAGUUUUUAGCCGAUUUUCGUGACCUCAUAUCAUGGGUACACGAUAUGAAAUCAAUUAUAUCGGCCGAUGAAUUGGCCAAAGAUGUGGCCGGUGCCGAAGCUCUGCUCGAACGACAUCAGGAACAUUGGGGCGAAAUCGAUGCCCGUGCCGACAGUUUUGUCCGUACUGGCGAUGCUGGCCAGAAAUUGGUCGACGAAAACAUAUCGGGCGAAGAAGUUGGCGAAAAACUUCAACAAUUAGCUAACGAACGGCAAUCACUGAUAACCUUAUGGGAAGACCGACGUAUACUAUACGAACAGUGUAUGGAUUUGCAGCUGUUCUACAGGGAUACCGAACAAGCGGACACAUGGAUGGCCAAACAGGAAGCUUUUCUGGCCAACGAAGAUCUCGGCGAUUCGCUUGAUUCAGUUGAAGCGUUGAUCAAAAAACACGAAGAUUUUGCCAAAUCUUUGGCCGCACAGGAAGAAAAAAUCAAAGCUCUGGACGAGUUCGCCACCAAACUCAUCGAAGGUCAACAUUACGCUACCGAUGAUGUCGCUCAUAGGCGUCAGUCGCUACUCGAACGGCGCAAUGCACUGCUCGAGCGGUCAUCAGUCAGACAUUCACUGUUGGAGGACUCGUAUCGAUUGCAACAGUUUGAACGCGAUUCGGACGAAACCAAGAGUUGGAUUACCGAAAAGAUUAAGAUUGCAUCGGACGAGUCGUAUUUGGAUCCGACAAAUCUGAACGGUAAGCUACAGAAACACCAGAAUUUUGAUCAGGAAUUGUCGGCCAAUAAGUCCCGUAUCGACGAGAUUUCCAGUGUUGGCAAACAGCUGAUCGACGGGAAACACUACGCGUCACCGAAAAUACAGGAACGUAUUACCGAAAUUGCCGAACUAUGGCAAUCGUUGGUCGAAGCAGCCGACGGUAAAGGAUCGAAACUGGCCGAAGCAGCCGCUCAACAGCAGUUCAAUAGGGGUGUCGAAGACAUAGAGCUAUGGUUGACCGAAAUUGAAGGCCAACUGGGAUCGGAAGACUAUGGACGCGAUUUGACUUCCGUACAGAAUCUGCUGAAAAAGCAUGCGUUGCUCGAAACAGAUGUUCUGUCACAUCAGGAUCGGGUGGACGGAGUGGUCAUUCAGGCGAAUCAGUUUGUCGAUAGCGGACACUUUGAUGCCGAGGCUAUCCAAUCGAAACAGCUGGCACUUAGCGAUCGAUUCAAUACGUUGCAGACACCCAUAAAGGCCCGCCGAUUGCGACUGAACGACGCACUACGUGUUCAGCAACUGUUCCGCGAUAUCGAAGACGAAGAAAGUUGGAUACGCGAAAAGGAACCGAUAGCCGCAUCGACCAAUAGAGGCCGCGAUCUAAUCGGUGUCCAGAAUCUGAUUAAGAAACAUCAGGCCGUACUGGCCGAGAUUAACAAUCACGAACACCGUAUCCGUAGUGUUGCCCAAUCGGCCGAAGAUAUGCUACGCGAUCAGCAUUUUGCAUCGGAUGAAAUACAGCGCCGAUUGGUGGCACUCACCGAUCACUGGCAAUCGCUGAAAGACAAAGCCAAUCAACGUAAACAAGACUUGGAUGACUCCCUAUUGGCUCACCAGUACUUUGCCGACGCCAACGAAGCCGAAUCGUGGAUGAAAGAAAAAGAGCCGAUUGUCGGUUCGUAUGAUUUCGGUAAAGAUGAGGACUCGACUGAGGCCCUGUUGAAGAAACACGAGGCACUGAUGGCCGAUUUGGAUGCCUUUUCCAAUACAAUUCAAGCACUCAGAGAACAGGCCCGCAAUUGUAAGCAACCGGAACAGCCAGCCGUGGAUCAAUUGGGCAAAGAAUGUGUGGUUGCACUGUACGACUACAGUGAAAAGUCGCCGCGCGAAGUAUCCAUGAAAAAAGGUGAUGUCCUAACCCUGUUGAACAGUAACAACAAAGAUUGGUGGAAAGUGGAGGUCAACGAUCGGCAAGGGUUCGUACCGGCAGCUUAUGUCAAGAAAGUAGAGGCCGUACUGUCGGCCAGUCAACAACAUUUAGCCGAUCAGAACUCCAUCAGUAAUCGUCAAAAUCAAAUCGAAAGCCAAUAUAGCAAUCUGUUGGCACUGGGAGGCGAACGUAAGGCUAAACUGGAGGAGUCGUGUAAGGCCUACCAGUUGGUCAGAGAGGCUGCCGAACUGGCCCAAUGGGUCAAAGAUAAGGAACAAGUGGCAGCUGUUCACGAGGUUGGCGACGAUCUGGAACAGGUCGAAGUUUAUCAGAAAAAAUUUGAUGAUUUUAUGAGCGACCUGAAGGCCAAUGAGGUUCGGUUGGCCGAAAUGAACGAAAUUGCCACUCAGUUGUCGAGUUUAGGUCAGACAGAAGCGGCCGUCAAGAUUACCCAACAAGUCGAGGAACUGAACCAAAAGUGGACACACCUGCAGGAAGUGACCACCGAACGAGCCCAACAACUCGGUUCGGCUCACGAAGUCCAGCGAUUUCAUCGCGAUGUCGACGAAACCAAAGAUUGGAUCAAAGAAAAAGAGGACGCCUUGAAUAACGAUGAUUACGGUCACGAUUUGCGAUCGGUUCAGACAUUGCAGCGCAAACACGAAGGCCUGGAACGUGAUUUGGCAGCACUGGGCGAUAAAAUCAAACAAUUGGACGAAACAGCUCAUCGACUGAUGCAAUCGCAUCCGGAAAGUGCUGACCAAACCUACGAUAAACAACGCGAAAUCAACGAUGACUGGAGUCAACUGACCGGUAAAGCUAAUGCUCGUAAAGAAAAACUAUUGGAUUCGUAUGAUUUGCAACGUUUUCUGGCCGACUAUCGCGACCUACAGUCGUGGAUCAAUUCGAUGAUGGCGUUGGUGGCCAGCGAUGAAAUGGCCGCCGAUGUUACCGGUGCCGAAGCUCUGCUGGAACGACAUCAGGAACAUCGUACGGAAAUCGAUGCCCGAGCCGGUACGUUCCAACAGUUUGAACUGUUUGGCCAACACUUGCUCCAGUCGGGCCACUACGCUAGCGGUGAAGUACAACAAAAACUGGGCCAAAUGGCCGCUGCACGCGACGAACUGGAACAAGCAUGGAUUGCCCGUCGGGCCCGACUCGACCAGUGUCUGGAAUUGCAGCUAUUCUACAGGGAUUGCGAACAAGCGGACAACUGGAUGGCCAGUCGCGAAGCGUUUCUCUCCAGCGACGAUAUGGGCGGCGAUAAUGUUGAGUCGCUAAUCAAAAAACACGAAGACUUUGACAAAGCUAUCAGUGCUCAGGAAGAAAAAAUCGGUACAUUGGCUGCAUUAGCCCAGCAGCUGAUUGAAUCCGAUCAUUACGCUACCGAUGCUAUCGACGACAAGCGACAACAGGUCCUCGAUAGGUGGGCUCAUCUGAAGGAGGCGUUGAUCGAGAAACGAUCGAAAUUAGGCGAAUCGCAGACAAUGCAACAGUUUAGUCGGGAUGCCGACGAAGUGGAGAACUGGAUCGCCGAAAAGCUACAGAUGGCAAUGGACGAGAGCUAUAAGGAUCCGGCAAACAUCCAAUCGAAACACCAGAAACAUCAGGCAUUCGAAGCCGAAUUGGCGGCCAAUAAAGAUCGGAUUCAAUCGGUACUGGCAAUGGGCAACAAUUUGAUUGACAAACGCAAGUGUGCCGGUAGUGAAGAGGCUGUCCAACAACGGUUGACAUCGAUUGCCGAACAGUGGACACAUUUGUCGCAGAAAACUACCGAAAAAUCGUUGAAACUCAAAGAGGCUAACAAACAGCGUACGUUCAACGCAGCGGUCAAAGACAUUGAUUUCUGGUUAGGCGAAGUCGAAGGUCUAUUGAAAAGUGAAGAUUCCGGUAAAGACUUAUCUUCCGUACAGAAUCUGAUCAAAAAACAUCAGUUAGUCGAAGCAGAUAUUCAGGCACACGAAGACCGGAUCAAAGAUAUGAACGGUUUGGCCGAUUCCCUAAUAGAAAGCGGACAGUUCGAUACGGCAACCAUUCAGGAGAAGCGAUCGUCGAUUAACGAACGUUACGAACGAAUCAAAACGUUGGCCACCUAUCGCCGACAGCGGCUGAACGAAGCGAAUACAUUGCAUCAGUUUUUCAGGGAUAUUGCCGAUGAAGAAAGUUGGAUCAAAGAAAAGAAAUUGUUGGUCAACAGCGACGACUAUGGCCGCGAUUUGACGGGUGUACAGAAUUUGCGUAAAAAACACAAACGAUUAGAUGCCGAACUCGGAUCGCAUGAACCGUCCAUACAGGCCGUACAGGACGCUGGGCAGCAAUUGAUGGUCGAAAGUAAUUUAGGUGUUCCCGAAAUCGAGCAGCGACUGCAAGCACUGGAACAGAACUGGCACGACCUGAAACGUAUGGCCCAAUUGAGGGGCAAUAAACUCGAAGAGUCGUUGGUUUUCCAGCAGUUUUUGGCCAAAGUCGAGGAAGAGGAGGCCUGGAUAUCCGAAAAACAUCAGUUGCUAUCCAUCGAAGACUAUGGCGACACUAUGGCCGCCGUUCAGGGAUUGUUGAAAAAACACGACGCAUUCGAGGCCGACUUUGCCGUACAUCGGGAACGUUGUUCGGAUAUUAUCGGUGCCGGCCAGCAACUGGUAGCCGAAGGCAAUCAUCAUUCGGAUGGUAUACAACAACGUCUCCAACAACUGGCCGCCCGUUUGGAUUCGCUGGACGCGAGCGCCCGACGCCGUAAAGGCAAACUGUUGGACAACAGCGCCUACUUGCAGUUCAUGUGGAAGGCCGAUGUGGUCGAGUCGUGGAUAGCCGACAAAGAGGUUCACGUACGGAGCGACGACUACGGACGCGAUUUGUCAAGUGUUUCGACACUAUUGACGAAACAAGAGACCUUUGACGCUGGAUUGGCUGCCUUCGAACAGGAAGGCAUUCAAAGCAUAACUCAGCUCAAGGAUCAACUGAUUGCUGGCAAUCACAACCAGACGCCGGCAAUCAUCAAACGACACGACGACGUUAUGAGUCGUUGGCAUAACCUGUUGGGCGCGUCGGAGGCCCGCAAACAACGACUGCUGCGAAUGCAGGAACAGUUCAAACAGAUCGAAGACCUGUUCUUGACGUUCGCCAAAAAGGCGUCGGCUUUUAAUUCGUGGUUCGAAAAUGCCGAAGAAGACCUAACCGAUCCGGUCAGGUGUAAUUCAAUCGAGGAAAUACGGGCUCUACGGGACGCCCACCAACAGUUCCAGCAGUCGCUGAGCGGUGCCCACAACGACUUCGAAGUCCUCGCCCAACUGGACCGGCAGAUCAAGAGUUUCAAUGUCGGACCGAAUCCGUACACUUGGUUUACAAUGGAAGCGCUGGAAGACACGUGGCGUAAUCUGCAGAAGAUUAUCGCCGAACGCGAUGUCGAGCUAACCAAAGAGCAUCAGCGCCAGGAAGAGAACGACCGAUUGCGCCGCGAGUUUGCCAAACACGCCAACGCUUUCCAUCACUGGAUAACUGAGACUCGAAUGUGGCUCUUAGACGGUUCAUCGAUGAUGGAGGGCUCCGGUACUCUGGAAGCCCAGUUGGACGCCACCCGACGCAAAGCGGCUGACGUACGGGCGAAACGUCAGGAUCUGAAACGUAUCGAAGAUUUGGGAGCUAUUCUGGAGGAACACCUGAUUCUGGAUAAUCGCUAUACUGAACACAGUACUGUCGGACUGGCCCAACAAUGGGAUCAAUUGGAUCAGUUGGGUAUGCGUAUGCAACAUAAUCUCGAACAGCAGAUACAGGCGCGCAACCAGUCGGGCGUUUCGGAGGACGCCCUGAAAGAGUUCUCAAUGAUGUUCAAACAUUUCGACAAAGACAAAUCGGGUCGUCUGAAUCACCAGGAAUUCAAAUCGUGUCUCCGGGCGCUCGGCUACGACCUACCGAUGCAAGAGGAGGGACAACCCGAAGAUCCAGAGUUCGAACAGAUUCUGGUUGUGGUCGACCCCAACCGCGACGGACACGUCUCCCUCCAAGAGUAUAUGGCGUUUAUGAUUAGCCGGGAAACCGAAAACGUUACGACCAGUGAGGAGAUUGAAAACGCUUUCCGAGCCAUUGCGGCCAACGAGAGGCCGUACGUGACAUCGGAUGAUCUCUAUUCGAACUUGACGAAAGAGAUGGCCGACUAUUGUAUGCGCCGAAUGAAGAUAUAUGUCGACCCGAAAACUGGCCGCGAAGUGGUCAACGGUUACGAUUAUGUAGACUUUACGCGCACUUUGUUUCAAAAUUAAUUCAAAGAUAUGAAACACACCAUAUAUUUCAACAAAUUAUUAUUAUUAUAAUCAUAGCUUUUAAUUAUUAUUAUUAUAUAUACAUAUAUUUAUAGUUUUAUUAUACAAUUAUUAUUUUUAACAAUAUUUUAACAAUGCUUUUGCACAC